AGCACAUUGAGCAUAAUAAAAGUAUGUGAAAUCAAAAAAAUAAAGAAAGAUGCAAUCCAAUUGUUUCAAACUGGUGUUUCUUUUACAAUUUUUUUUGUGGCAAUUUUCGCAUGGUCGAAGUGAUUUAGAAGAUUUUAAGAAGUUUAAAGACAAUGGAUUGCUUACAUUGUCACAGAUUGCAGUGGACAUGUCGAAUGCAGGCGUACUAGGAGCUAUACCAUCGAUUAAAGAAAAGUUGACUCAGUUAGCCGUGGUUGUAGAUGAAGUUGAAAAAGAAAUUGAAUUAUCGGAGAAAGAUGAGCGAGACAAAGAUUUAAUUGGGAAUAUUUACGAUAUAUUAUCUGGACUAGAAGUUUUAACAAAUGGAAUUCACAGAGGCAGCUGGCAAGAAUUAGUGUUAGGAGGUCUAGAAAUUGCAGUUCCAUUAGCAACAAUGGCAGAUUUAAAUGAUCCUUUAACAGAAGUAAUUCUAUCACUCGUAUCCUCCGUGUUUGACACUUUCGGCGGUAGCACAGGAGGAGAAAUCAAAACGGAACGAAUGAUCCAACGCAUUAUUCUAUUUGCAUUAGACCGUGCUAACGCAACUCAACUAGACUUGGAUGUUUCAAGCACAAAAAGAUUAUACAGUUCAUUAAGUAAUAAUAUCUUGCAGCUCCGAGAUGGAGGGAGUAUUAAUAAAAACCAGGCAAUGGAGUUUUUCAAUCAAGCAUUUGAGGAAAUGGCUAUCUUUGGAAAAGUGGAAGAAGUCAUCUCAUCCUCAUGUUACAUUGGUGACAUCACUAAAUACGAAGAUGAAAAUGAACUAAACGAACAAACAGAAAAAUGUUUAGAAUUUUUAAACCUAUACAGUAGUUUGAGUAUUAUCCGCCAACUUUUGAUCACUGAUAUGGCUAGUUUAGUUGGCGAGGCUGGUUUAAACAGUACUGCUUUAUAUUUAUUGAAGUUAGUGAGAAAGAAACAAGAAAUUAACAAAAACAUCUUGAACUUUAUUGUUGACCCUAUUAAUUUCAUAGGUGAAAGAUACGCAGUCAGUUAUUUUUAUGCAAGUCCAGAAAGAUGGCCAACUUUGAAAGCGUACAUCCAUCGACUGGAUGUGAUGACGAACGGCAAAUACCUUCGCGCGCAUGUGAUUGUGUGUUCGAAGCAGCAGCUUCAAGGAGAAUGUUUCCAAAUGAUGAUGGGGAAAUACACAACAAAUGAUUUGAUGGGAUGGAGGAGUUCGAUUAGUUCUAUAUACAUUGGAGGCAAUCUCAAAGUCACAGGUUUUGAUCAAGAUAAAUUCAAAGGUACAACAUUUGGUCCCUUUAUUGGUCCUACUGUGAUUGGGACUAUUCCAGGAAGAAAUGAAUGGGAGUCAAUGUACGUCUUGGCAACAAAGAAAGAUGCUAGUCGCUAUUUGAGAGUAUGCGAAGAAAAGAAUUUGAGACAAAAAAGUCCAUGUGAUAUGUUACCUAUGGGACUGUAUAAAAGACUCGAUGAUGUUCACAAUAACGACUGGAGCAGCAGAAUAAAUUCCAUUUCUAUUCCUGCAAACAUGAAAGUUACAGCCUAUGAUGAUUUUAACUUUCAAGGAAGCAUGUUUGGUCCGCUUCAAGGGCCAGACACCAUCGGGAAAUUAUGUCAUAGCGGAGAAUGGAAAUCGUUAAAGCUAGAAAGGACGACAAAAAAGCCAUCGGAGAUGAUCAGAAUAUGCAGAGAAGAAAAUUUUGAUGGAUAUUGUGAUUUACUGGAGGAAGGGAACUUUCAAAAUUUAUCCUCCAUUCACGGUUGUUCCUGGAAUACAGCUGCAACGAAACUGAAGAGCAUGCGAAUACCAGCUGGUCUAAGAGUUUACUUAUGGAGUGAAGACAACUAUGAUGGGCUUCCAUUAGGACCUUACACUGGACCGUCAUUAGUUCGACUAGUCGAUGGAGCAGAGACACAACGAGUAAUUCGCUCGCUUAAAAUAAAACAACUUUACUAAAUAUAAAGACGUCGUGAAGAAACAGAAAUGUAGAACUUGAUUUUAAGAUACUGGCUUUGAAUGUAUCUUUUCAAUAAGUUUACACAGAGUUGAUUGGCAGUUUAUGCAACGAUCACUGCUAUUUGUGUUGUGAGUGUUAACAGGGAUGUUGAUCGAUUCAUAAAAUAGGUGAUUGUUUUCUUUUAAACAGUUUUAUGGAUCAGAUAAAAGCUGCAAGAAUGAAAUUUUUUAUUUUGUAAUAUAUUGGCAGGGGCGGAUCCAGACUUUUUCAAGACUUAGUCAAGACUGAGUCUUGAAUUUAGCAGCUGGGGGCUAAAUUUUAAGCUUUGCGGGUACAAAAAUCGCGAAAAAUUGUCUUCCGAUUUAUCUAGUUAUUAAUAAAAUUGACCAAAAGAAACGCUAAGCUAUAACAAAAUCUGCUAAGAACAUCUUUUAUAAGAAUCAAAUCUCCGUCUUACACGUCUUAUUUUAGAUAGAUAAAACCACUAAAAUUAACAGGGAUUAACUAUAAUAAAGUGAGACAAUUGUGAAUAUAUUUCAUUAUUUAUAAACUCCUGCUGUUUCUGCCAAUAUCAGGCUUCAUCAGCAUGACUAGGUGCAUCAAAUGAUCACACCAGCCAUGGACAGCAAAAUAAAACACAAUAAUAACAAAAACAAUAAGAAUAUGGAAAGAUCAGGAUAAUGAAGAUGAAAUAUACGUACAUGUGAUAUGAUACAAACACACCUCAACCCAUGUAUUUGUUCAGAUAUAUUUGUUUAUUCAUAGGGCUAAACUCAAGUUUCGUUUGAACUUUAAAAGAAGAAUUAAGAGGGGCUUUUUACUGCUUUUUGCAUGCUGAAAUAGGAAAAUGCAACUUUCAGUUACGAAAGUUGCAACCUGGAAAAAGGGGAACGUAAUGAUUUGGCUUGAAGUCUACACCAGACUUAACAAUAUCUUCAUAACAAAAUAAAAUUUUUAACUGAUCUUCAUCAGGUAAAAUAGAUGGGUGUGGCAAUAUACACUGUGUAAAGAAAGUUGUAACAAACUGUAACAAACCGAAUUGUGGGUAAAAUGUGUUAAUUUUUCUCUUUAUUACUGUUGACAAGGCAAGUAUUGAUAGAAAAGGAAACCAUGUCUUGGGGGUACAGUUGUAGAUUGCUUCUGCUUUAACUGCCUCCUCAGGAGAAAGAGUCAUAUCACAAACAAUAUGGGAAAGGGAAAAUCUGAAUAAACUUUUCUCAGAUAUAAAAAUAUUUGCCUUUUGGUUUUUAAAAGCAAAUUGAAAACAAGGAUGAUUGGAAUAAAAGGAAGGAUGCAAGAAAAGUUCUAUGGAUGUCAAGAUUCUCAAAACAUCAACAAGAGAAUUAUCACCUAUGCCUAUACCAACGAUGCUGAGCUGUAUAGACAGUCUCCUGAUGGAUUGGAUCUAAAAAUAAUAUAUUUUACCAUGACCUUUUACUCAACAAACUUUGUUUCUUAAUAGUCAUUCAAAGAGUUGUUUAUUUUCAUCACCAACCUUACUUAUCCAGAUGUCAAGUUCUUGCUUCUAAUAACAACACAAAUAUUAAUUGAGAAAGUAUUCCUCCGCAAUGCUGAAAAUUCUGUUCAAAGCUCAUAUUACAAAAACAAUACACCUUUAUGAUAAUUCAAUUGUACAUGCGUUCCUAUGGCUCUCCAUCGUUUUACAAUAUCGGAAAAAAGUUUUCUCCAGUUUUUUAACUUCCGUUGUAUUAAUUUCUUUCAAAUUUUCAGGAAACGUUAAUAAUAAUAAGAUACAACUUAUGUGUACUUUUCAUUAAAAACAAAACGUGGCAAGAAAAGUUAUCACGAAAAAACGUGUUUUCUCCUUAAUAAACUCUUAUAAAAGUGUAAUGUUUACCUCCUCUGAUUGCAAAAUAAGCUGCGAUGGAGUGUUAUUUUUUCCGAAUUAUCGUAAAGGUGUAUUAGCCUUAGCUAUUAGCUAAUUAAAUCUUUUUGUAUUUGGUUUUAAUGUCUGUUGUAUAAAGCUCUCCCCAACUAUCUUUCUGUAGCAGAUAUACUGAAAACCUUUAAAUAAAUGCAAGGUGUGUUGGAGAGUAAAAACAUAUUUCUCACCUUAAAGCAAUAAUUCCUUUAUCUUCACACCUAGCCUCAGAUGGAAGGUAUAUAUCUGGACCUGAAUUCCGAUGAAGACUUUUAUCAACCAAGGAAUAAAUAUCCCCAGACAACAAAAAUGCUCGAGAAUAAACACUUUCUAAAAGUUCUUUUUGCAUUUUACGAACAGAUUCAAAAUUAUCACACUUUAAAUCAGUAAGCACCCGCGCCAACAUAUCUGCUGCAGCCAUAAUUGCGCCCCGCCGAAGGGGCGCACAUUUAGUGGACCGCGGGUAUAUAGUGUUUGUUGCGCCCCACCGAAGGGGCGCACAUUUAGUGGACCGCGGGUAUAUAGUGUUUGUGUUGUGUAUGGCAAAAAAAUUUUCCACUCUUUACUUCGCGGGGGACUUCUGCUCGGUCAUCCAACCCGGAUCUGAUAUAACACAACCAGUGUGUUUGGUACCACCAAGACAAAAAAAACACCCAUCGAGCAAAACUUUUUUUGUCUUGGUGUCCUUGUUGUCUCUAAAGAUUUGAAUGCGAUAAAAAAUGUUAAUCGAGAUUCUUUUGUUAUGUUAAUAUGAAGCUUUGUAAUAUGGAGCUUUGUUUGUCUCGUUUAAUGUGCUUAAAUGUCGCUGCAGCCCACGUGAAUUUGUUCUGCCCGGAUAAUGAACAUUGGCCUGAUUAAGUACGGCAGCUUGCACCGAUUAAGAACAGGGCAGAAAAUACAUAAUCAGGGCAACAUAAUCAGGACAGGCCGGCUUAUUACUCAAAAAAUAUUAUUUGGCACUUAUAAAAGAAGGGACAUAUAAUCAGGGCAGGCCAGUUUAUAUACGACAGUGUAAUAUUAUUUCUCAUUUUUUAUAGAACGAACAUAAUCGGGGAAGGCCGGCUUAUGUAUGACAGUCAAAUAUUAUUCCAGACUUAUAGAACAAAUAUAAUCGGGGCCGACCGCUUUUAUAUCAUUCGUCAUCACUUCUGACAAGCGAAUAGCCCUGGUGGCAAAGUUGUUGUUGCUCUCAAAUGAAACGAAAUUUCGCGGCAAAUACUAAAUUUUGGGAUUCGCAAGUUUAAUAACUUUUCACCAAACUUAAUUCCCUCAAAAAGAAUAAUUUAGGUUCCGUGAAAUUUUGUUACUUCAAAGUAUAUUAUGCUGAAAUGUAUUUACUACAAGAUUAGUUUUAAACUAAGAAUUACGUCGAGACUUUUUCUUCCGCCAUCUCUAGUUUUUAGGGGUGUUCUAUCUUCCAGAGAAUGUUUAAUUCACAAAAGUUCGAAGAAAAUGCCAAUCACAGCCUGCCUGGCCAGCCAUUAUAUCAGCGUUCAUAAUCCGGUCACCACUACAUAACCAGUGCAAAAAAAACAUAAUCGGAUCAUGUGUACAUAAUCCGGCUGUCCCGGUUGUAAACAGGCCGUUUUCGCAAUCUGGGCAGAACAAAUUUAGCUUCAAGAAAAGAUUUGUUUUUGUGUGAGAUACGUUGUUUCCAAACCUGUUAACAAUAAAUCAUUUGUUAUGAAACCAUGCACCAUCAGCAGUUUCGAAAAAUCUUCAACGAGAGAAAUUUUUAAGGAUUUUAUUGGUAACUUAACAGAGUAAUAAUUCAUUGAAAUUGAAAUUGUUCAGAAGUUAUUAUAUAUAUUCGAAUCGUGAAGUUCAUACAUAGCAAUCCUGCAUCCUGGAAUUUUCGAGAUCAGUUAUAAAAAAAUCCAGUUAAAGUUUUAACUAUUGUUUUAGAAUAUAUACUAUAUAUAUGUAAAAAAAAAAUUAUUUUUUAUUUAUCAAGUUGUAUUUUACGCAAUAAUAAUUGAGAAUUAGGAUA
Messenger RNA from Hydractinia symbiolongicarpus, 5836 nucleotides. RefSeq lists its product as uncharacterized. The transcript is spliced from 12 exons. NCBI's taxonomy places the organism in Eukaryota, Metazoa, Cnidaria, Hydrozoa, Anthoathecata, Hydractiniidae. The record is from RefSeq and is a predicted model, not a curated record. Bases 50 to 1963 code for a protein of 637 amino acids.